UUCUAUCUCAACCCUCUCGGCUUCUCUCUCUACUCUUGGAAGCACGACGCAAGAGAGAGAAGGACGGAUCAAAGGAAGACGACGACAGAGAUGGAUCCAGACGCAGUCUCCAAGGCUUUCGUUGAGCACUACUACUCCACCUUCGACGCAAAUCGUGCGGGGUUGGUUUCUCUGUACCAGGAAGGAUCCAUGUUGACCUUCGAAGGCCAGAAGAUCCAGGGCUCUCAGAACAUCGUCGCCAAGCUCACCAGCCUCCCCUUCCAGCAGUGCAAGCACAACAUCACCACCGUCGAUUGCCAGCCCUCUGGUCCCGCCGGCGGCAUGGUCGUCUUCGUCUCCGGAAAUCUGCAGCUCGCUGGCGAACAGCACGCUCUCAAGUUCAGCCAGGUUUUCCCAAAUCUCAUCCCCUCGAUUUAUACAACUUUCGAUUUCAUUAUGUUUCACUUGAUGCCGACUGCACAAGGAAGCUAUUAUGUGUUCAAUGACAUAUUCAGGUUGAACUAUGCCUGA
Thlaspi arvense is the source of this 510-nucleotide messenger RNA. The record is from the annotation of a GenBank genome assembly. NCBI's taxonomy places the organism in Eukaryota, Viridiplantae, Streptophyta, Magnoliopsida, Brassicales, Brassicaceae.